Molecule: messenger RNA, 1352 nt
Organism: Ciona intestinalis (vase tunicate)
Lineage: Eukaryota; Metazoa; Chordata; Ascidiacea; Phlebobranchia; Cionidae
Source: RefSeq, a predicted model, not a curated record
GUUUAUAUUUUAGAUUAGGGUGAAAUGGAUACUGUUAGCGCGUUAUAUCCCAUAAAGGGGACUGGGGGAUAAAUAAUAUACAUUUUGUUAUUUUUCAAACAUAUAGUAUGGUUGAGGUAUUGUGGUUCAGGUUUCAACAAAUAUAUUCAGUUAGUCCGUAUUCUAGCACCGUGUAACAGUAAUUAGCGCACAUGCUUCUAGCCCAGAUGGUUACGGGUUCGAGGCUUGACACUGCUACUAUUGUGGGCGUGUGUGUUCUUAAUCAACACAUUAUGAAACAUGCGUGUUAUAACUUGCAUGUAUAGAUACCUUACUUUGUAAGGUAUCUAUGUUGCAUGUAUUCUUGACAUUUUCUCCAUAUAAUUUUAUGCCCUUAUAACUUGUAAUAAAACCGACUAUGACGUCACAACGUUACAUAAUUGAGUUCAGAAAAAAAUGAAAGCAAAUGUUUUCUUGUUAACUUUUAACUUUAUUACAUGGGUGAGGUGAAAGUGAGGUAUUCAAACUUCGGUGACGUCACUGAUGACGUCAACAGUGACGUCGACGACGGCGAGGGAAACCCCCUUUCACGAGAACUGGGGCUGAAUACGAUGACGUCACGGAACAUCGCUCACUAUCGCCUCAUGCGGCCGCGAAGGUUAAACGAGGCUAAAAAUUCUGCUGAGUCAGCAAAACAGGACUCAACGAAACGGAAGCGACGUCAUAGAUUAAGCAGUGAGGAACGCCGCUGUGUGGCGCUGUUACAGAGCAGAAUUUUUGAAAUCGUUGACGGAAUAAAAAGUGAACGAAGUUCUUUAAGCGGACAAAGACCCGUGACUGUCGGCGCGAAAAGCGAACGAAAAAAAGAUCCGAAAGACAAAGUUGUAAGACCGAAAACACACCAUGGAUUGUUACGUCAUAAUAGCGGAACAAGGGAACGCGAGAAGCUAAGUUCGAAUGAAAGUUUGUUGUUGAAGAAUGUUUUGAGCGAAGUCUUGAAACGAAAACUCAGGGACGAAUUAUGUUCUAGAAAAGGGGAAAGAUCAGCGACGCCUCCAUCGCGUCACGAACAUACGUCACAAUCAUCUCAAGUAACCGGGGACACCACGAAAUGCUUGGAAAUUAUAAAGAAGAGAAUAAAGGAAAAAAUAAACAACAUGAGCAGUGACGUCAUCAGCGAAAACGUCAGCAGCAGCGGUGACGUCAUACGUGACGUAACAAAGCCUGGCAACGAGAAAGAAGAGCGGCCACGUGUGAUGUUGUUCUCAGUAGCAGGCAGCAGUAGGGGAAGUACAGCUGAGUGGGUGAUGAAACAACAGUUCGACGAGUAUAGAAAUUAAAUAUAACGCACCAAUCGUUGUGUUGAUAACGCA